AGUAGCAUCUGCAGUGCAUGAGCCCCCUGAGCCCUGGAAACCAGAGCGGUCACUGGGAUGGCCGGGCAGGUGGUGUUGGUGCCAAGAGACUCAGAUCACAUUCUCGAAGUGAAUCAACAAUGCCAACAUCGAGCUGCCUUCCACGAGAGGGAGCCACAAGCCCCAGAGCUGGGAGUCCCAGCACGGCACGCAGCCCACAUGCUUUAGAACAGUCAAGGAAUCCUUAACCUCCCAGGUUCCCCAUUCUGUGGAAGAGCAUGUGGGGCUCUUCCUGGGCUCUGCCAAGGUGGCAGCUGGGAGCCCUGGACAUGGAGCCCGGGCCCUUCCCCCAGACCAGCACCAGAGCCCUAGGUGCCUCCACCACAGGCCUCUGGGGGGUCUGAUGGCUCAGAGAAAGGACUGGGAUGCAGAUGUAGAGGCCCCCAGGACACAAAGCCCAGGCUCACUCUGGCACCCGUGCCAGUCUUGCUGGGUUCUUAAGGAAAGAGUCCACUGUGAAAGACGGUAGAGAGACCUAACCUGAGAAGACGACCUGGAGGGAACCAGGACAUGCAGGAUGAAGAAAGGAUGAGGCCCGGCGUCCAGGGACACAUCGUGGGACAAAGACGUGUGUGAUGAAGAAAGGAUGAGGCCCGGCGUCCAGGGACACAUCAUGGGACAAAGACGUGUGUGGUGAAGAAAGGACGAGGCCCGGCGUCCAGGGACACAUCGCGGGACACACACGUGUGUGGUGGAGAAAGGACGAGGCCCGGCGUCCAGGGACACAUCGCGGGACAAACACGUGUGUGGUGAAGAAAGGACGAGGCCCGGCAUCCAGGGACACAUCAUGGGACAAAGACGUGUGUGAUGAAGAAAGGACGAGGCCUGGCAUCCAGGGACACAUCGCGGGACAAAGACAUGUGUGAUGAAGAAAGGACGAGGCCCGGCGUCCAGGGACACAUCGCGGGACACAGACGUGUGUGAUGGAGAAAGGACGAGGCCCGGCAUCCAGGGACACAUCGCAGGACAAACACGUGUGUGAUGAAGAAAGGACAAGGCCCGGCGUCCAGGGACACAUUACGGGACACACACGUGUGUGAUGAAGAAAGGACGAGGCCCGGCGUCCAGGGACACAUCAAGGGACACACACGUGUGUGAUGGAGAAGGGACGAGGCCCGGCAUCCAGGGACACAUCACGGGACACACACGUGUGUGAUGGAGAAAGGACGAGGCCCAGCGUCCAGGGACACAUCAUGGGACAGAGACGUGUGUGAUGGAGAAAGGACGAGGCCCGGCAUCCAGGGACACAUCACCGGACAGAGACGUGUGUGAUGGAGAAAGGACGAGGCCCGGCGUCCAGGGACACAUUGCAGGACACACACGUGUGUGGUGGAGAAAGGACGAGGUCCGGCGUCCAGGGACACAUCGCGGGACAGAGACGUGUGUGGUGAAGAAAGGACGAGGCCCGGCGUCCAGGGACACGUCACAGGACACACACGUGUGUGAUGGAGAAAGGACGAGGCCCGGCGUCCAGGGACACAUCACGGGACACACACGUGUGUGGUGGAGAAGGGACGAGGCCUGGCAUCCAGGGACACAUUACGCAACACAUGUGUGGUGGAGAAAGGACGAGGCCCGGCGUCCAGGGAAACAUCACGGGACACACACGUGUGGUGGAGAAAGGACGAGGCCCGGCGUCCAGGGACACAUCACGGGACAGAGAUGUGUGUGGUGGAGAAGGGACGAGGCCCGGCGUCCAGGGACACAUCAUGGGACACACACGUGUGUGAUGGAGAAGGGAUGAGGCCCGGCAUCCAGGGACACAUCACGGGACACACACGUGUGUGGUGGAGAAAGGACCAGGCCCGGCGUCCAGGGACACAUCAUGGGACAGAGAUGUGUGUGGUGGAGAAGGGACGAGGCCCGGCGUCCAGGGACACAUUACGGGACACACACGUGUGUGGUGGAGAAGGGACGAGGCCCGGCAUCCAGGGACACAUCGCGGGACACACAUGUGUGUGAUGGAGAAGGGACGAGGCCCUGCGUCCAGGGACACAUCAUGGGACAAAGACGUGUGUGGUGGAGAAAGGACGAGGCAUCGGAGGCACAGUGCAGGGACUGCAGUCAACAAUAACUUAAUCAUACAUUUAAAAAUAACAGUGUAAUGCGAUGGCUUGUAACAUAAAGGAUAAAUGCUGAGGGGAUGGACACCCCAUUUUUCGUGACGUGACUGUUACACAUUGCACGCCUGUAUCAAAACAUCUCAGGCACACCAUAAAUAUGUACACAUACUAUGAACCUACAAACCUUAAAAUUAAAAAGUGCCUUAGAAAAGAAAGACAGAAGCAGCUGUCAUCAGGAUCCUCGGAGACCAGCGAAAGCAGCACCAAAGGGAAAUCAGUCACUGGAGAAACGAAAGUUCAGGCAUGAAAAACGGCCCCAUGAUGAAAAGCAUGAGAGCAAGCCCUACAAAUCAGCAGAAGGGUUUGACGUUAAAGCUGAAGAGGUCUUUCCACGAGUAAAGAAAAAAGAGGUGGAAAUAACGAAGUCAAGAAAAUGGGCAGAGCCCAAGUCUCUUAAUGGCUUUGCUCUGGUCGUGAGUGCUGAAGGGAAGAUAUUUUACGCAUCAGCAACGAUCGUGGACUAUCUGGGCUUCCACCAGACGGACGUAAUGCACCAGAACAUUUACGACUACAUCCAUGUGGACGACCGCCAGGACUUCCGCCGGCAGCUGCACUGGGCCAUGGACCCUCCCCAGGUGGUGUCUGGGCAGCCCCCGCCCUCGGAGACAGGAGAUGACGCCGUCCUGGGGAGGCUGCUCAGGGCCCAGGAGUGGGGCGCAGGCGUGCCCAUCGAGUACUCGGCCUUCCUGACCCGCUGCUUCGUCUGCCGUGUGCGCUGCCUGCUAGACAGCACCUCAGGCUUCCUGACGAUGCAGUUUCAAGGGAAACUAAAAUUCCUGUUUGGACAGAAGAAGAAGGCGCCCUCAGGGGCGGUGCUCCCACCGCGGCUGUCGCUGUUCUGCGUUGUGGCACCGGUUCUCCUUCCCUCCGCAACUGAGAUGAAAAUGAGGAGUGCGCUUCUGAGGGCCAAGCCCAGGGCUGACUCUGCGGCGCCCACGGAUGCAAAAGUAAAGGCCACCAUGAGUCUGUGCAAAUCGGAACAGCAUGGAAAACCCAAUUACUCAGCAGGAAGGAGCAGCAGAGAAAGCGGCAUUUUGGUGCUCAGGGAACAGACUGACACUGGCCAAUGGGCACAGGUUCCCGCCAGAGCCCCAUGCCUCUGCCUCCGGGGCAGCCCUGACCUUGUCCUCAAACCCAAGCGGACCUCAAGGGACAGGGAGGAGCAGCAGCAGAGGGUGCUGAGCAGGGCCUCUGGAGCUUCAGGGCGGAGGGAGACACCGGGACCCACAAAGCCCCUGCCCUGGAUGGCAGGAAGGCGCAGUGAGGAUGGUGCCCGGCCGAAGGUGCAGCCCAACCAGAGUGGCCUACUCUCCCUGCGCCCCACGUCCCAUGGCUCCUGCCUGCCCUACCCAUGUGUCCAGGGCACUUUCAAUGCCAGUAGCUCGGGCACAUUCAGGAACUUGCCCAUCUCUCAGCCGCCAAGCCCACCCCCCAGUGCCCACGCCAUCCGGACCAGCAGAGCCUCGUGGGAUGUCUGUGAGGACCAGGUGCACCCUCCUCUCUGCCACUUUCCCCAGGGGAGCCUGCAGCACCCUCAGCCUGAAACUCAGCAUUUGGCCUCAAGGGGCUACACCACAGAGGACGGGAAGCUGCGAGGCGUGCAGAUGCCUCCAAGGGGCCUGUGCAGCCCGACGCUGCUGUUAGAUGUGCCCAUCAAGAUGGAGAAGGACUCUGGGUCUGAGGAUGCUGCCCAUGGCUGCAUGCCCAGCCAGGUGUGGGGGCUGGGGGCUGGGGACAGGAGCCGUCUGGUCACCUUCCCUACCAGGAUGCCCCUGAAGACAGAGCCAGACUCCCUGCACCAGGUCUACACUGCACACCUCGGGCAUGGCGUGUUGGGGGCUCAGCCCCAAGGCAGGGCCACUAUGGGGCGCAGCAGGGAGCUGGCCACUUUCCACCCUGCACACUGUGCACGCCUGGAACCCACACACAGCCUUCCCCAGCUGGAGCCUCCCCACCAGCUCUGCGCACGGGGCCGAGGUGAACUCUCCUCCCUGCCAAGCUGCACCUGCAGAGCUGCUGAGACCGCCCCUGUGGUCAAGCGCGAGCCACUGGACUCGCCCCCGUGGGCCACUUACAGCCAGGGAAGGGCGCCUGGGAUGUUUCCCAAAAGUGCCUUGGCGACGCUGGUCCCACCCCAAGCCUCAGAGUGCACAUUCCUGCCGUAGCGCGGUGACCAAGCUCGGAUCCAUCAGUCAACGCUCAGAUGUGCCAGUGGCUGGGCUGCCCCUGACCUGGUCAGGUCGGAGCCCUUCCUAAGAAAUGCUCUGCAGAGCCGCACGUGCACAGUCCCUCCCCUUGUCUGUGUGCGCAGCCUACACAGCAGCGUAUCCCAAAUUUUAUAAAAUAUCUCAACCAUUCUUAAAUGCGAACUGGCCUUAAGUCUACUCAGGCAUGUUAGCACUUCUCUUUGAGGAAUUAAAAUCUUUAAUAAAGUGGUCACGGCUGGGUCGUGCCUGAGAGGCAGGGAGUGCCGUCCCACUGCUGCCAAGUCCACAGUCAGGGAAGCUGUGGGGGGGGGCGCUUCUAGCUCAGCCCUCCCUGGCCACCUGCAGCUUCCGGCCUGUGCUGUGCAGGCAGCGUCAGCCUCACUGGAGUGCGCUGCAGAGGCCAGCACCCGGCAAAUUAGAAAUACACCUCGCGGAGAAAGGGGCUGUGAGCCCACUCACGGAGGAAUCUAGAAUGCUCCAGGCAGCAGAGGCUGGCAGCGCUGGGUCCCACACUGCCCUGCGCUGUGCAGCAGGUGCUCCGUGGCGCCAAGACAGAGUCUGAGGCCAGGUCUGGACUAGAAACGGGCAGGGUAACACCUGUUCCUUCUGGACAUCUCCCGUGUUCUUAAUGUGUCUCUGCAGAUGGUUCUUACUAAUCUGCCUCUUGGUACAUCAUGCAAUACAGAGUUCACAGACCUGAGUUUGGAAGUACAAAGAAACACACAACGUAGAGAAAAGACAUCGGAGACCGCGCUGUCUGUGGGGUUUUCCUCCCUGUCUGGCUGUCUCUAUAGUUCACUCAGAUGAGGGUUCCCAUGGCCAUUCUCGGAGAAUAAUUAGGGACAAGAUGGACAAGUACUAAUAACAUUAAAACAGCUGUAAAGGCAAUAUAUUCUGAGGGUAGGAAAUGUGGAUACAAAAGCAAAGUCAGAAAGUCAAGGUCACCGGUCCACCAACCCGAGAUAACUUACGGCUGACGGUGCAGUUCAGGCUUCUUCAAUGCUGCACCCAGCUGGUGCAGGCACCACAUCAGGGUGUAGAAGUCGCCACCAAGCAGGAGGAAGCCGUGGCAUGAGGCCCCUCUCCUCAGGGACGUCAGCUCCACUGGGAGAGCCCUCGGGGUGAGGGACCCACCAUCCCAUCGCACUGCGCAUUCUGCCUCCUGCGUGGACUCCCCCUCGUCGGUGGCUUUGGAGUGUCACUGUUUAGCCCCUGGUUUAAUGGUGAAGCCAUUUGUUAAAUGCACCUUCACUUUGUCAGAACCCAGGUUUGGUUGGUGGGACUGGGUCUUCUGCCCAUUGCCAGGUGCCUGCACCCCUCAGCAGCCUGGUUCUGGGAUAGUUUACCCCACGUGGCAGGGAUAGGGAUAAGGUUCUCUUCCCAGAACUGAAAGAGGAAGGCCAACCACCCGAGCCCAGAGUCACAGAUCCAACGUGGCCUCCUGUGACUCCCAAGCCCUGCCGAUGGGCCACUCAUUCUGCUUAGACACGGGGCGCCUUUCAAAAGGUGACCUUGGUGCUGUGCUGUCGUGGGCAUGAGAUGUGCUCAUGGCAUUCCACUCCCAUCUCCCCCUUACCUGAUGCCUAGACUCACGAUGACGGCAGAGCUACACAGGGGCCAGCCACGGGGUGACCAGCCACCUGAGGGCCAGUCACCUGUGAGGACCACAUGUGAGGACAGGCCCCUACUUCCCACCUUGGCCCCUCACUGCCCAGAGCUCUCUUUAUUCAUUUCUCAUGCUGAGCAUGGCACACCUCUGGUCUCUGGGCAUUUAUGGAUUUAAGACCAGGAUGGUAUUUUGGAAGCUUCCCACUGCCUUUCUAUUCUAACCAAGUGCCCAGUUCCUUUCCUGAUCAUGGAAAGACCCUUAAUAAUUAGACCUGCAGGCCAGGCGCAGUGGCUCAUGCCUAUAAUCCCAGCAUUUUGAGAGGCUGAGGAGGGAGGAUCACUUAAGCCCAGGAGUUCAAGACCAGCCUGGGCAACAUAGCAAGAACUUGUCUCACAGAAAAUAAUUAAAAAUCAGAUGUGCUGUAUCCCUGAAAACGUCUCAAUCAACAUGCAUAUUCCACUCCUGGAGUUCCCUGUCCUGAGGGCUGGCCAUGUCCUGCCUUCUGGGGCUCAACCCUCAGCACCUCCCUUUAGCCUGGGCGCUGCCUGGGUCCCAAGAGUGGCAGCUGCCCUUCCAGUCUCAGGGCUGAGGUGGGCAGGGAGCUCAGUGACUGACAGUCUUGCAUGUGUAUCACAGGGCUCGAGUGUCCUGGAACCAAUGGCUGUCACUGGGAAAAACAGCAGGCCCCAAAGAUGGAAUCAGAUGUGGCUUUGCAUUUGCCACUCAGUGCCAUCAGAGCAGUACAGACACAGCCCCUGCCCAGGAGGCUCCUUCACCACGUCCUGCUGUGCACCUCCCAGACCUUCAGACACAUCCCCAUCCAAGGCCCUCCCGGUGACAGAUUGCGUAGCCGUGGCUGCUGUGCAGACACUACGCUCAGCACACAGGUGUCAGCUCUGUAGGUCUUGUGGUGUGAGGACCCCACAGGAGGCUGCGGCUCUUGAGUGCCUGGGACCAGCAGGGUGUCCAAUGUCCCUUCCUCGGUGGCAACAAAAACUACCUGUCAGCACUUCUGUCAUUUUAUAGCCACACCCCUCUUGGAAAACUGUGGGGAAGAUGAUGGAACACAGAAGGUGCGGACGUGGUCAUUUCUCUUGUUAGCACUAAUUACAAGUUCAUGUUUUUCUGUUUAUGUAGCUUUUCCCUAUACAGCUGAAAAAGUAUUAAAGUCAAGUGUAAUGUGGGAUGGAAGGGAGGAGAUAAAUACAGCUUAUAUUUUAUAUUUUUGCAGUUUCUACUGGAAGAAAAAAGUUUUCAAUACCUAGACUAACGUGUUAAAUUUUUAAAACGUAUGCACUAUAACUGCAGCUUUCUCAGUGCCUUUCGGAAGCUUUCAAAUACUUUUUGUACUGUGGUUUGUAUUAAAUUUGCAAUAUUGAUAUAAAAUAUGACAUGCUAGUACAUGUUUAACAUAAAUUGAAAUGUCUGCAUUUUCCUAAUGAAGUCACUUUAUUUCCUUUAAA
This is a messenger RNA of Callithrix jacchus (white-tufted-ear marmoset), 7441 nucleotides long. NCBI's taxonomy places the organism in Eukaryota, Metazoa, Chordata, Mammalia, Primates, Cebidae. The record is from RefSeq and is a predicted model, not a curated record.